Molecule: messenger RNA, 17578 nt
Organism: Pomacea canaliculata
Lineage: Eukaryota; Metazoa; Mollusca; Gastropoda; Architaenioglossa; Ampullariidae
Product: dmX-like protein 2
Biological process (GO): vacuolar acidification
Cellular component (GO): RAVE complex
Molecular function (GO): protein binding
Source: RefSeq, a predicted model, not a curated record
UCGAUUUGGAGAUUAACCAGAGAAGACAACAUGGCCGAUCGCAAACGAGUUUCUCUUGACUGUCGUGUUUUUAAUUGUUAAUCCAUGUGCAUAUGAUCACUUGCUCUGUUUUGAAAAACAACAAUGAAUCGGCAUCAAGUUUUGACUGGGUCGUGUAACCCUGGAGAUAAUUGCUAUGCUGUUGGAAGCGUGGAAGGUGUUCAUUUUACUGCGUAUGCAGCAGGGUGCAAUAUUGUCAUUUUAGCUGGCAACUUUGAACGGGUGCAGAUCAUUCCAGGAGUUGCUCAUGGAAAUAUCAAAGUCACUUGCAUUGAUUGCUCAACAGACACAGGAAAGAUUGCUGCUAGCUAUGGGAAAAAAGUAUAUAUUUUUGAACCCACACCACUUGUCAGUGAGAGUUCACAUAAAGAGAAACCAGAUUGCUGUAAGCGAUGUAUAUCAGGACAGGUAAUGGCCUGUGAGAGGUUAGACUAUAGGUGGUACAAGACAGCAGAAAUUGAGACAGAAUGUUACAUCAACAAUCUCAGCUGGAACAUGGAAGGCUCCAAACUGCUGACUGGUGGGGAGCUGAUACAAAUCUGGCAGCUAACACCAGACAAAGGCGGGCAGGGAGACACAGAAACAGAGGAACCUGGGACCAAACGAGUUCACUUCAGCCUGGGGGACUCCAGCAUUGCUGGGAGUGGAGACCCAGAGGAAGAUGCCUUCACUCAACGCCUCUCCCAUGUUCUGGACCCUGCACAUCAUGGUCUUGUGCAUGACCCUGGCACGUGGCAGUGCGUUUGGAAAUGCAGGCCCGCAACACCUGUGUAUCAUCUACAGUUUUCUCCAGAUGGCUUUUUGUUUGCAUCAGCUGGAAAGGCCGAUCGACUUGUGAAAAUUUGGUACGAAGACCAAAAAGUUCAGAGAGGGCUGUCUCGUUCAGAUAGCAUCAGCCCAAAAAGAGAUACACUACAUUAUUCCUUCGUCUACAUCUCACAUCCACGGGCAGUGACAGGCUUUACGUGGAGGAGAACCAGCAAGUACAUGCCACGGGGUGCUGUGGCAAAUAUGCUGGUGACAUCCUGCCUAGACAACGUAUGUCGGAUCUGGGUAGAGACUAUUCUUCCGGAUGAUGGGUUGGUUGAUCUGGAACAGGUUGAGCCAUCCCUGUCUCACGACAUCAAGCACCAUGCUCAUCGGCACAAGAAGCGCUUCCUGCAACGCUUGCGGACCAUUAGAGGUCAAGGUUUCCCUGAUCCUGCUUAUGCUAUGGCUGCAAAGUAUGAGUCUCUAAGACAUGCUAUUCACAAACGCAGAAAGCACAAAUAUGGUCCUGAGACAGUGAUGAGCACAAAUGCCCUGAACUCCAUGGGUAGUGUGCAUGAUUUUCACCGCUUUGCCAUUCACCAUAAUGGCGUCUCACCAGUUUUACAUUUUCACCUAGCUGGUAGCAUUAACCCUUACACAGACAUUCCAUUGUCACCUGUAAGUGGUAACCAGUACAGUCAGCACAACUUCCGCCUGCACUGGCUGGACAACAAGGAGCUACAGUUCACCAUGGAGGCAGAGAGACUUUUGCAGGAGCUCCACACAAAGCUAGUGCACGAGGAUACAGAACAAGGGGCUGGUGCUCACCUGGGGGGAGAUGAAACUGGUGACAGUGAUGAGCAUGAUGAUGAUGGGGAUGGUGAACAUGAGCAGCAUUUUGCUAGCUUUGGCCAGGAGACAUAUGACAAAGAUGAUGAUGUGGCAAAGAAAAGAAAACACAAGCUCUUCAAAAGGAAGAAGUUGUCCAAAGGGGAAUCAAAUAAGACAGUAGUACAAUCUGACAGCCAGACUAGUCUUUCAUCAGAACAUGAUUCUGAGGACAUGGAGAAAUCAGGAUCAAUCCUGGAACGUCUUGACCAUAACAUUGAGAUGCUGCUGAAAGAAUGGCAGUCUACAUCUGACAUGUUGUUUAGCAUUCAUCCUGUAGAUGGCAGCUUCUUAGUUUGGCUUGUUGAAUGGCUCGAUGAGGGAUUGCCUUUCACAUUUCGUCAAGCACAGAUAAGUUUCUCUUCAUGCUUGCCACAUGCCAUUCCUGUGCCUGAUGCAGCCACCAUGUCUUGUAACCUUCUUCUGUAUUGCAACUACAGUCGUAUGGACAUAAAAUCUGUCAUGCACAUUUCAGAGGUGGAGGAGGGUGGAGUCUCAGCAAGUAAUGCAGCAGGUGUCAGGAAUAAUCAUAUAGGAGCUAACAGCAUGGACAUGUUGAUACCAAAUGUACUUCUAGUCUCCAAGCAUAACAAUGGAACACUAAACCAGUGGCAGAUUAGUUUCACCGAGAGCUCAAUGUUUCAAACGGUGGUGAGCGUGGCUCAUGCUGCCCGUGUGUGUGGUCACCGGUUCCGCACCAAUGCAGCAGCCUGCCAUCCAGUCCUGCCGCUGCUGCUUACCACAUCUCACCACAACCUUCCAGACCCUGACACUACGCCAGAGAGAGAAACAUCCCCAGAAGAAGAGGAUGGAGAUGCCAGCAAAUCUCUUGGUGCUGGUGUCUUUGCAUUUUGUAGUGAACUGAUCCUGUGGCAGGUCAAUUCUGUUGGGCCUCUUUCCAAGUCUGGAGGACUGAUGGAACUAGCAAGAAUUAAUUCUCCAUCUACCACUGCAUUUACCAGCAUGGCUUGGGUUCCCACCCUUUUGCCUAGCACGACACUGGGUUCCUGCAGCAACUCACCUAGUGCUCUGUUUGUGGCAUCUGAUGGUGCCAGUCUUCGCCUGUAUCAGGCUGUUAUAGAUGCACGUGCACUUCUCACAGAAUCAAAGCCAGCUCCCAAUGAGCAAACAUUCAGCUUCUCUAGCGCCAGCUCCAGCUACUGUCCUGACCCUGGCAGCCCACCCCAGCCUCUCAGCCAGAUCUUCCAUGUGGCCAGCCUCCAGUCAUCUGCUCGUCCAGGUUGCAUCAUUGAACUGGACACCAUCAAUGAUGCCACAGCCGACUGGCAGAACAUUCAGCUGUUGCAUGUGUUCCAAGAGGCACUAGUUACAGGGCAGCAACACCAGUCUUCAUCAUCCACUGCCUUUAGACCAGAAAGUGCUAAUGUUGGAGAUACCAUGGGGGCAUAUGUGGACCUCUCAAGGUCAGGCAGCUUUCUGGAGAACUUCUACCUGGUUGUGCUGGAACGCCUGAGCACAGUGAUAGGGGACGAAGGAUCUCGUGUUCACAUGUGGCAAAUUACGAUAUCUUCUCAACCCAAUGCUCCAUACCAUGAUGGAAACAGAGAGAAAGAUUAUGGCUCCAUGGAUGAUGGUAACUCUGAUGAGGAGGAAGCCCUGUACUAUCAUGACUCACAAGGCAAACAGGAAACCAGUGCCCCUGUUAUGAAAAUGUCUAUCACCACAUGCAAGGUGUGUACCCAGACUCUGUUUUUACCGACUGGUGUGCACGUUAUUUCUGCAAAUGUUGCGGCAGGUCAUCUUAGCUCUGCCUCCAUCUAUCCAGCAUGCUUUGCACCAUACCUUUUAACAACAGCUUGCAGCGAUGGACAGCUCCGGUUCUGGAAAUGCACUGUUAGCGAAAUGGCACCAUCUGUUUGUCGGGAAAACUCCCUCAAUGUCACAAACUAUGAGUUCUCUUCAGGGCUGUCAGGCUUAACAAAGCGCAUGUCCACCACCAGUAUACAGCAGUGGCAGCCACAGAAGCAGGAUUAUGAGUGGGAAGAAUGGCAGAUGAUCUGCUCCAAGCGCCAGUCAAGCUCUAUCAUUAUACCCGGAAAACCUAUCACAGUGAGCUGUGCCUACAGUGGACGUAUUGCAGUUGCAUAUCGCUAUGGUGACAUUCGAGCACAACCAAACCAUCCCGAAGAAAAGUUCAUCAACCUUUAUGUGGCUAUAUUUGAGUGUGAAUCAACAGGUGGAUCAGAGUGGGUUUUGGAAGACACUAUUGAGCUGAAGGACAUAAAAAUCCCUGAUCCCCAGGUGGAGAUUGAGCUGAGUCAGGUGAUGCUCACCCAGCAGAUCUUUCCUCCAGGUCUCUCACUCCACAACACCCCUUUUUCUGACAUCCCAGGCCUCACACCUACCCUUUCGUCUGCUCCCAUGGUCUCAAUGCCACGAACAAAAUCCGUUCCGAGCCUCAGCACCAUCCAGUCUGUUCGCAAGUCCAUUGCUGAACAGGGUAACAAAUUGGGCCUUCUGAAACAGAAAUGCUUGGUACAGCUGGACUGGGUAGCCACAGAGGAUGGCUCUCACAUCCUCACUGUGGGUGUCGGCACCAAAAUCUUCACCUACACCCAGGUUUCUGAUGAGGUUGCCCAAGCAUCUAUAAAAGCUAAUGCAGCAAUGGCCAAAGGAGUACGUGAGAACACUCCAACAGAUAUAUUUCAUCGUCCUCUUGGAUUGAUACAGAAGUCAAAAUCCUUGGUCAUUGAAGAUUACCAAGAAGAGAUCAGAUGGAUGCGACUUCGUGUUAUCGAGCUAGAAACAGCUGAUGGGCUACCUCCACUGCCUAUGCACAUGUCCUGGGUACGAACAGGCAUUCUGGUGGUGGGAAUGGAUAAUGAGAUUCAUGUGUACACUCAGUGGCGAGGCAGUAGCUAUGGAAGCUCAUCAGGCCCUGCUACUGCUGGCAGUAGUGAGCCCCAGAUGGGUGAAGAACUAACAGCUGAUAAAAGAACUUUAACAGAAGCCAACUUAGCAUCAAUGGCAUCCUCAGCAGGUAUAAGCAAAGGCUUUAAAUCUGUGACAAACUUCAAGUCCACGUUGUCAACUCCAAAUAUCAAACACGCACAAUCAUUGUCAUUACACAAACGAGACUCGACCAAAAGCCUGUCUCUGGUAAUGGAAAGGACUCGGGCCUGUCUAGAAGACAGUACAAAUAGCUUGUCUGUGAUGCAUGACUUUGGGUUAUUUGAAGCUGCUCGCUAUGCUAACCCAGUUUUACCACAAUACCAUCCCAAGAGCUUGACUGCCCUGCUCAACUUUGGUAAAAUUCGUCGGGUUAAGGCUAUUUUGGCUCAUCUCCUGCGAUGUAUAGGGGGCUUUGAAAACUUCCAGGAUGCCUUUGUGACUGACGGUGAUACUGAAGAUGGAGUGCAUCAUCAUGGCCGCACUUGGAGCAUCUCCUUGAAUACAAGUGGAGGUAACCCAGAAGAUGCUGCUGUGAUUCCUGAUGUGGAAGACUUCCCUGACUUCCUGGAGGUCAGCUCUAUACCUCCGCUCCCAAUCUAUGCACUCAUCUCUGCUGAUGCAGACAACACAGUCCUGAACACAGAGAUUGCUAAUGUGGCCGGCACUGCAGACCAAGGGCAUCCAGAGCAGGACUACACAGACUUGUUCAACACACAGAUUGUUGAUGAAACAGAAGAGCUAGACCUGUCUUCAUCAUUGGAGGACACCAAUAAGAAGCGCCGGCAUCAACUAGUCACCUUCUGGUCAGCAAACCCAUAUGCAUUCUUGCCUGCCCACUCAAAAUUACUAGGGCGACAGCUUAUGCGUAUAUCUCUGCCAGGCUUGUCCUCCUUAGACCAAAUGUACCUUGUGGCACUGGCUGAUACAGUGGCACAUACCAAGAUGGACUUUGCUGACCGGUUUCAGCAAGACGAUAUCAAGGAGGCCAAUGGAUCACUUGCAAAUGACAGUCAGGUCAACAUAAGCCAAGCAACUGAGUCCAUGGAUGACUGUGGCCUGCGGUUUUUAUUGGCGGUGCGUCAGCACAUCUACCUCUUGAGCACCCUUCCUCCAACACAGCGAGCAAUUUUACAACAUCAGGGCCUGCAGUCGUACUUCUUGGUCUGGGCUUUCCAUUCAGAGGCAACAGAGGAGCUUCUGUCCAUGAUACCCUGCAUGCAAAAGGAAAAACCCACAUGGGAUGAGCUUCGGCAAUUUGGUGCUGGCUGGUGGGUCACCAACAUAACGGUACUGCGCACCAUGAUAGAACAAGUGGCCAAGGCAGCCUUCCAGGCAGAUAAAAAUCCUCUAGACUCUGCAUUGUUUUACCUUGCUAUGCGCAAGAAAAUGGUUCUUUGGGGGCUCUACAGGUCAGUGGAAAACCAGAGAAUGGCAGACUUCUUUAAGAAUGAUUUUGGCGAAGAUCGCUGGCGGAAAGCAGCUCUGAAGAAUGCAUUUGCUUUGCUGGGCAAACAGAUGUUCCGUGAAGCUGCUGCAUUUUUUCUUCUUGGAGAUUCCCUGAAGGAUGCAGUGGAGGUACUUUUGGACAAGACCAACGACCUCCAGCUAGCUCUGGUCAUAUGUCGUCUGUACAAUCCAGAAGAUGCAAUGCCACAGUCUGUGCGCAGGCUGCUUUAUGAAAAAUCCUGGGGCGAGAUGAAAAUGGGGAAAACUAUAGCACGCAAAGCUCACCCUGACCCCUUCCUAAGGUCAAUGUCAUUCUGGAUGUUGAAAGACUACCAGGCUGCUCUACAGACUUUGCUUGAGGUAGCUGACAAUACUGGACGCAAGACUACUAAUAACAUUGGUGAUCCAGACACUGCUUCCACCAAACCAAACAUCUUCAACUUCUACAACUACCUUCGGACGCAUCCAUUGUUGCUGAGACUUCAGCUGUCUGCAACUUCACUCAAGAAAAGACGUGCUAUUCUUACAGGUUUUACGCGAGCCAAUAGUGUGGCUGUAUCAGAUAAAAUCACCACCAUUGACCGGGUGACACCAACAGAGCGAAGGCUUUUUUUUGCCACAGCCCACACACAUUUCAAAAAUGGCUGUCCUUUCCUGGCUUUAGAGGUUCUUUCAAAGCUGCCACCAGUUGUGGAGGCUGACAUAGAGAAAGAGCAGGAGAUUGCAACACAGCGACGCAUGUCUCUCGUUCAGGGCAGUAUAAGCACUGGCACUUUGCAAGAAGAUGUUAUCGAAGAAUCAGAUGAGAGUUCUCUAGUAAGCAAGCCAUCAGACAAUGGCAUGAGUGGUCCUUUCAUCAAUGGUGAUGCUGACCAAUCAAACAAGUUUGACUGGAGCCAGCCCCUGACUGGGACCAAUUUCAGCAGCAAUACGGCUGACAGUUUUGAUUGGAGCACUCCUCUUACUAAUCGUGUUCGUUUUGAUGAUGAGAAUCAAGCUUAUGCUGAUAUACUAGCAGGAAAACACCCUGUGAAAAUUGAACUGACAGAAGCAGUUGAUGACUAUGAACAUGAUGACAAUAACACAGAAGAUGCUGAAUCAUCAGACCAGAAAAUAGACAUCAUGGCACAACAGUUCAAGUUUAUUGCUUGUCUCAAGGUGAUGAUGGAGGAGUUGAGCACACUGGCAACAGGCUUUGAAGUGGAUGGUGGUCAACUGCGUUACCAGCUGUACGUGUGGCUAGAGAAAGAAGUAGAGGUACUCAAGGUCCUCUGUAACUAUGGGCAGACGAAGAAAUGGUGCCAGGCAUUCCUGACGUGGUUGAGCUCCUGUUUUAGUCCCUUGAUUCUUGAAUGCCUGGAUUCUCCUCUUCAUGUUGGCAAGCUGAUUCCACGUUUCACUUCCAUAAUGAAGAAUCUGUACUAUGAGGACUUGUACAACUACUUUGUAGUAAACCUGAGGUUAGGGUUGUGUCAGGCUCUGUCCAACGUAGCUAUUGCCGCUGUUGCUUUUGCAACCCUGAUGCAGAUAUGUUGUGGAGUUGCCAUCCUUGUAGAUGGUGGCUCCCAAGCACUUAAGCCAGGCCCUGUUCAUAUGUACUCAGCUGUGCUCUUGGCUGGUCUGAAGCUAACCUGUUCUUCUGUUAGCUGUUCCUCAACAUUAGAGCUGGUACUGUGUCAAAAAGAAAAAAGACCAAAUUUAGAUACCAGUCAGGAUUCUGAUGACUUUGAAACACUGGGUGGAAGACAGCGCAACUUGUCAUUUCGGUCAGACACAUCAAGAGCAUCACUACAUGAAGUAAUUCUGGCAGACAAACAAGAUCUGGAAUCUAAAGAGCGCCGACUUGCAAAACGCAAAAGUUGGCUAAAGCAGAAUCAACAUCUUCUGCGAACAUUGAUCUCAUACAGCAUAUUACAGGGUUCCAGUGGUGGCGGCCUCGCCUCAGUCCGUAUGGAACUUCUGCUUCUGCUUCAAGAACUUCAGCAGGAGCGACCUCAACAACAGCUUUUGUCUCCAUUACCUUUCCCCACUACACUGCCUCUGCUGUCUGCCAGCUUGGCUAGCUCUCGCACUGUCAUUGCUGAUCCUAUCCAGCACCUUCAGGGUCUGACACAAGAUUUGCUCCAUUCAUUAAUAGAAAUGACCAUACCUCCAGGUGUGACAUCCAGCAUGGCACAGGUUGUCACUAUGAGGAACUUGUCUGUAUCGCUGUCGUCCUGCAUUUACCAAUGUCUGUGUGACAGUGACAGUUUCUAUGUCAACAUGGCUCGAACCAAUGAUCCUGGCCUGGAAGGUUUCACCAACCCUGCUCUAAUGAUGGCAAGCAGCAGUCUCAUGGCAGGCAUCAUGAAAACUAGACACCGCACAGACAGUUCUAACACUGAUGAGGUUAUCAACACUCACCCUGCCAAAUGGCCAGGUGUCACCUCGCUGCAUGUGUUGCUCAUGAGGGAGAAGGAUGAGGAUGCACCCAAGCUUCACGUGAUGCUGUGUGAAGCAUUGCUGGCUGUGUACGUCACUCUCCUUGUUACAGGGCUUGCGACCUAUGACCCACAGAUUCUCUACCGUCUGCUGGCUAACAAGCUGGACCAGCAGUCUUGGGGCGCUCUCUUUGGUGGUGGUGUGAAGACAGUUCUCAAAGUGGAAAAGAACAUUCCCAAGGUUAGUGGUGACAGGAUAUCCCAGCAGCGCCUGAAGUUCAACAUGCGUGUCAUGGCUCCAAUGAAAGAAACUUACAAGGAGAGGUUUGUGGCCCCGGAACUGAGCAUGAUCAGCUACUUCAUGACCAAGCCCUUUAUUUCCUCAAAUGAGUCCAUCAUCAGUUAUGACUCAGAUGACUCGGUGAUAUCUGAUGCUGGUGAUGGACAGUCAGUUGCUUCUGAUGAAGAGGAAGAGGAGGAGGAAGAGGAGACUGAACGACCAAAGUCACUAUUACUGUCAGGACAGAAGGAACACAGUGAUCCAUCUUCGUACAGCUGGUGUUUGAUGCGCUUUGCCAUACUCAGAGCCGUUCUUAGCAACUUACGUACAUUCCUUCCUCAGGUUGGCAUUGAAAUCACAGAGCUGCCCAUUGUUUCUCCAAUGCUUCAUGCUUUGGUGCGUCAGCUAGAGCGGUGGGAAGCCAUUCUGCAGAGUCGACUUGACAUGUUUUCUGGUGCCCCAGACAACUACAUCGCUGGUCUUACGUUGGACACCAUCUCUGGCAUGCCUGGAUCUAAGCUACAGGCCCUUUUUAAUCCAAACAAUACUCCCUUUAUCAAAUCAAGAGCCACACUCCCAAUUAAAAGGUUGUGGUUCCAGCUUUUACGACAAGAGAACUUGCAGGAAAUAUUCUUGCGCUAUGUAUUCCGACGUUCCCACAAAAACCAGGUUGAUGAGAAUGACUCGAUGAAGACGAGUAGUAGUGAAGAAGGGCGACUGUUGGAUCCCAUGAAAGUUGUCCAUAAAGAACAAGACAUCAUCACAUCUUUUGCAAUAAACCAGGACAAUGGGUCCAUUCUGGCAUUGGCCACACAGAAGGAGCUAGUAGAAUUGGAUAUAGGACUUCUUCUUCGUCCACCAGCUUGGCUGUCGGAUGACAAUGAGUUCGACAUUGAGACACUAAGAAAAAGUGAGAGAGAAGCAGUAAAAGAGGAAUCUUCGAGCCAGCAGGAAAUCUUCGAGCCAGAGGAAAAAUGGCUUGUGGUAGAUGUCAAGUCUCGCAGGCUUAAUAGCAACUGGAUGUGCACCGAAGAGGUCAAAGUUGCACCCUUCAGAAGCUUAAGGGAAUGCAGCACUUUAAGCAAAGCUCCCCAUGUGAGCCGUUUUGUAACACAACGCAAAACUAGUGUGGCCUGCUUGUGUGGCCACAAUGUGAUUGUCACGCGUCCAAAGGCCAGCAUUCCAGAAUCAGCACCUGAAUUUCUUGUGAUCCACACUCCACAAGAUACACUACAACCUCACAGUGGAUCGCAGACUCCAAGUACGCCAUAUGCACCAUCACCAUUAGGAUCUAGUCAAAACUUACAGACAGGGCGCGGUGCUAGCAUGCCACCCAAACUGCCUUCUAAAAUGGUGAGAUUUUCUAAUGUAGCCUUUUUCCAUCCUCCAUUAUUUGUUUUUUCCCCUCACCAGCUGUCUCAACUAUUCGGAGUAUUUCAGGACUAUAAAUAUGUUGCCCACACAUAUACAAAACUCGUUAGCGUGCACACACACAAAGGUAUAUCUAUAAAACACAGGGAUACACAACUCACACAGCUCUCUGCAACUUUUAUUUUGAUGCUGAGCUGCAUUCAGUCAUUUCACACAAUGCUGACAGUCUUCACUCCAUUGAUGACAAGACUCCAUUCUGUCUUUUUUCUUUCUCACUGCGGCUUUGCUAAUGGACACAUGCAGGUGAAAAGCUUGAGUAACCUAGGGGUUCAUAACCCAGUGUUCUCACACUGCAUCCUAGAUCGCAGUCGCCGCCUCAUUAAUGUGAUCCUUCGUCGAGUGGUUAGUGGUGUACGGCGCAUUGGUUCACAUCCCACUUUAUCAUACUAUCUGACUGGCAGUGCUGACGGCUGUGUGAGGCUGUGGGAGUGGGGGCAUGGUCAGCCUGUGGCCACCCUCCGACAACCGGGUACUUUUCCAAAGGUUACAAAAGUACUUUUCAAUGCUCAAGGCAAUAAGUGUUGUAUAAGUGACAUUGAGGGCGCUAUUGGUCUUUGGCAAAUUGGGCUGGGCAGCAACUUCAAUAAACCUAUCAUGAGUCUGCCCUGUCACAACAAGACCACCAGCGACUUUGCAUUCUUAGGCUGCUCAAGUCUCAUUGCCACAGCUGGCCACUCCUCUGAGAGUAAGAAUGUUUGCCUAUGGGACACCUUGCUGCCACCUCGCAGCUGCCUUGUUCAUGCAUUCACCUGCCAUGAGCAUGGAAGCCCAGCAGUAGUGUAUGCCCCACAGCGCCAGCUAUUGAUCAGCGGAGGUCGCAAGGGUGAGAUCUGCAUUUUUGACAUGAGGCAGAGACAGCUUCGCCACACAUUCCAGGCACACGAGUCAGCCAUUAAGUGUCUGACCCUGGACAGCCAGGAGGAGUAUUUUGUCACUGGCUCUGCUGAGGGAGACAUCAAGGUUUGGGGGCUGGACGUACACCAACUUAUCUUCUCCUUCCCAGGCGAGCAUAGCAAAAACACUUUUUUCCGCACUGUGGGCUCUACAUCAGGUGUCACACAGGUGGCAGUUGGACCAGCAAACCAUCUCUUCUCUUGUGGUGUGGAUGGAUCCAUAAAGUUCAGGCAGUUACCAGAGAAAGAGGUUGUUGUCCACCACUGGGUUUGAGUAAAUCUUCACCAGAGUUCAAGCAUGGUGUCAGAAGUCAGAGGUGUAAAAGCGUGUGUAUAAAAGAAGGUGACAUUACUGGGCUUUUUGUCAAGAGAAUUCACUGAACAUGCUGAAGCUGUGAACCUCAAUGUCUUUUGUGGCAACACUAAACAGGUGUGAUUCUUGUUUUCUGUUGGUUUUUGAAAAGACCUGUGGGUAGAACAGCAUGCACUGAGAAAACAUAUGUUUGCACAUGACGCAAACUGUUAGUGGUACCACACUGGGAUCUUAAAUACUUGGUGAGAGGUGAGUUAGGGUGGGUACUAAUUGCAGGUAAAAAUAGUGACAGUUUAUUGUACAGCAGGAGUUCCUUAAUAUCUGCUGACACUGUUAACAGUUAAGAAACUGCAUUUCUCUGAGUGUUGUACUUGCCGUUGUAAGUGACUGUCUUCAUGCAUGUGUGUGCAUGUGUGAGUGUGUACAUACAUGUAGUUGCACAGAUAUAUGCAUCCUCUCUUCUCUUCCAUCACCAGAUUUUAAUUGUAUAAUAUGAGCAGAUAGAUAAAAAAGAUAACAGCUUAAACAUUACCUAGUAUAUGUGUGUGAAACACUUUAAACUAACAACAAUAACUUGAUAUUAUUUGAUUUAUAUAAAAGCGUGUCACAUCUCUUGUGCUGUUCUCAGGAGGCUUACAAAUGGCAACUCUGAGAGAUAGUAUCAAGUAUUGAAGGCAUAGGCAAGAAAAAUUGAAUGCGGAAGAAUUUGAAAGAGGUGUAGUAGUUACAAAUGUAAAUGUAGUCAUGCUUAGUUCAUUUUGUUUGUGUUUUUUAAUCAACUUUUGCUUUUUGUAUGUACUAGUCAUGGUUAUAGCUCACAUGCUCAAGCAGAUAAGUGUGUGUGUGUGAGAGUGUGUGAAAGUGCGAGAGCACACAUAAGAGAGAAGAGUGUAAAACACAGUAUGUCAGUAUGCUGCAUAUAACACUGCUGCACAAAUUGAGCUUCCUGUAUCCUUUAACUUCAUCUCUGUAAUAAGGGGAAAUUUUGUUAAUUAUAUUUGGCAUUUUGUGAUGUGAAAAAUUAAACAGCUUUGUUUACCCUGGUGGAUAGUAACUGAUGCAGAAAAAAAUGUGAUGAAAUAGGAACCCUGUACAGUGAUUUUUUUUCAGGUAAAAUAGAUCAUUACUUCCUUCUGUAUACUUGUCUUCUCAUCUCUGCUUUUGUGUACAUACAUAUAUUUUCAUUUAUGCACAUGUGUAUACGUGUGUGUGUGUUCUGAUGUGUUGUCAUCAGAACUAGCAGUUGUUGAUGUAAGAUUAAGUUUAACCAACUUCCAUUUUCUCCUGUGCAUUUUGCUCUGUCAGUUGUGUGCAAACAAGAUUUCUAGUGCUGAUGACAUCAACAGAGUUUAAACAUUUAUUGUAAUUUUCUGUCAAUUUCCAGUACAGUGCAAUUAUUGUCUCUCAAGAUGUCAGUCAGUUUAAAUAGAAGCACAUUAAAAACUAAUAAUUCUGUUUGGUUGCCUGUAAUACCUUGUUUUUAAGAAGAAUGGUUGGUGUCACGAUUUGAUAGGCAGGAUACAUGUAAACACAUUUAUUUUAAAUCAGCAUCAUACUUCUGUCUGUCUGAUUUAUAAAAAAUAUUACUCAGCUAGAAUGUAUAUUUUUAGCCUUCUCUGCAGAUGUCCUGGAAGAUUAUAUUGUAGUCAUGAUGUAUUAAACAGUUUGCUUUUUUUUUUUUUUUUUUUUUUUUUUUUUUCGCUGUUUUAUCAUUACUUUCUGCUGAGGUCAUGGUAUUUGAGGAUGAAAACUUUUACGUGUACACUGUGUUGCUAAUGAAUUUUGUUUCCAAAGCCUUUCAGAUCAAAAGGGUCAGAAAUAAAAUAAAUGUAAAUGAAAGAAUGAAUGUUUCUGUGUAAGAGCAGCCCUAUCUUUAAUCCUGACCUUGCCUUGGCUAUCAAAACAUGAUACUGGUUCUCUGUGUUUCAGAAUGAUAGAGCAGUUCAAAUAAUGAGUAGAAAAUUUCAUGCCCACAUUUAAAGUUGAAGGUCCUUUCAGAUUAGGAACCAAGUAAAAAGCAUAUGUUUCAUUUAUAAUUUAUAACCCUUCCAAUUAUUAUAUUAUUGUCAGCUGCCAUACCUGUAAAAUGUGUCCUUGAGAAAUCUAAGUGAUUAGGUGAUCUGAACAUUUCUUCGUAUGAUUUUAUGAAAACAUCUGCUUUAUUGUUGUCUGCCUUCUACACAUGGUUGUGAGAUUGUAAACAGCAGAGAAGCUGGUUGUAGAGAAACAUUUGGACCGGUUGUGGAGAAACAGUUGGACUUACUGUAAAAAGGUAGUUGGACUGACUAUAGUGACAGCCUGGCUGUGAAGAAAUAGCACAAAAUACACUUCUUUGCCCAGAUGCCAUUCCCUGUAGUGUUUCAAUAUUUGACAAUGCAUUGUGAUCAUUCUCAGAGGCAUUGCACUCCUCCUACUUGAACAAAAACAGACUUACCAUAAGGAGUGCCAGUGAUCUUGAACAAGAACAGACAAUAAGGAAUAACAGUGAUCUUGCAUAAUGUAGCAGGCAUGUGCUGUGACAAAAGGAAGAAAAACAACUGGGCUUAAAACUUGUUCUCGUGACUGGAGUCAUCCAAUUGUUGUGUGGGCUCAUCCCACAGCCGUGUUGUUGAGCAUAAGAACAUUUCAUGGAGAAAUUUGUUGCAGUAGUCUUAUGGGCAAAAGCAGUGAUAUUGCGUAUUUGUGCAGGCCUCAGUCCUAGCCUUCAGCAUGGGUCAUGCCGCUGGUCUUAAAAAGCAGGUAGCAGCUGCAUCCUGAUGUGUCAGGAGAGGGCUCGUGCACCAGUUUUUGACCACUGCUGGCGAGGAAAGCUGCUUGUGUGGAGCAAACCACACUCACACUGGCUGCAAAAAGUGAAGUUCACAACUUUGAUUGUGAUGGAUAAAUGUCCAGAAAAAAGAAAAUGAGAGCAGUUAAUGAUCAUCUCUUUCUUAUGAAGAAAACUGCUGUCUGCUAGAUACAAAGAUAUCAUAGAAAAGUCAGUCUGACUGCGUAGCAGCAUUGGGCAAAUGCUUUUGCUGCCGGUGAAUAAAUCCUUAUAAAUAAAAACAGACUGCCUCCGAGUUCAGAGCUUAUGCAAAUCCAGUGGAAUGAGCCUGGUGAUUUUGCAGGUCUGUGGACAAAGGGCUUUCAGCAAUGUCUGAUCCAUUCAUGAAAAUCUAUGGAAGUGAUGUGAGAGGAUAACAUCAUGGGUUAUAGCAACAAAGUUGUUUCUCCUUAAUGGUUUUGCUGACUGUGAUUUGCGAUAUGUAAGAAAUAAGCUGAUGACUGUUUGGUAUUCAUUUCUAUGAUUGUCUUUGCAGUUUUCGGUGGUCAGUUUGUGACUUAAUUGUUGUUCGCUUGUUUGAGCACAUGCUUGUGCUCCUACUAAUAUUCACAGAUGCUAUUGUUCUUGUUCCAUCAUGGAUUUGUUGAAGUCGCUAUUUACUUGCUUCUUCUAGCAACAUUCCAGUGUGUUAGGAUGUGCAAUAGGUGUAUUUGUAACUUUGAUAAUAGUAUUUGUUUGAAAGUUUAUGCAGAUUUGAUGAAAAACAUAAUAGUGUGAGAGAGAAAAAUUUUUAAAGUUUCUUUUUUCACUGAGCAUCUCAAUUUACUGAUGAUGGGCAGGAAAAGACAACCACAGUGCGUGAGUGCCCUCAUUUGCUCUUACAUAAAAACAAAUAAGAUUUCUGCUUGUGAUGAUUACUAUAACAUUUUUAAUAGUACAGUUAAAAUUAUUUUGUGGAGAUUAAUUGCAAAUCCAUUUAAAUAAGUUCGUGUGUCUAUAGAUGUCACAGUGUUGUUUAUUCAUAUAAUCAGCAUUUAUCAUGGCUUGCCUUAUGGCAGAAGCUUAAAGUGUGUUUGUCCAUUAGGACAUCUGACAUAAUUGUGCAAUUUUCUAGAAAGAAAUAUGAGCAAGGACAGCCACUUUUUACUGGAAAACAGCAGUUUGCCUCAUCUGCUUUUAUGUUCAGACAGAAUUUAUUAAAUGUUUUUUUUUUAAAUCAGAUUUUAAUUCUGUGCUCAUUUGCUAAGAAAAUGCACAAAGCAUGAUAUUUUUAAUGUUAGCUCAUAUAAAAUUAGAUUAUGUUGUUCCUUCAAUAAACAACUGCUGUAGCUGUUACAAAAACAGACUUAUUUAUGCAUACUGGUACUGCACCUUAGAACUGGUAUGUAUUGUUAGUCUGUGGAAAAUGUUUCACCUACUAUUACUAGACCAUAGUACUUUGCCAUCUUCUAUUUUUUAAGGGAUUCUUGAUGAUACUUUACAGUGUAAAACUUAUCUUCUUUACAUAGUUUAGACUCUGGCCUGCCAUACAAUAACCCAAUAACCAUGAGGUCCACUAUCUCUUAAUGAUCGUACAUACAUAGCUUGUUUGUAACUUAUCUUUUGGUAUUAUUUCAACCAUAGGAUGUGCAGCAUUGUGGACUGUACGUGAAGCAUAUUUAAACUUGAUGUACAGAAAAAAUAUUUAUAUGAAUCAUUUCUUCUACCUCUUAAGGUAAGUUUUUAAGCAUAUUUAUUUGUACCAAAAUAUCAAGGUCUUCAAUGGUUUCACAUAGAUAAUUUUUCUUGUGGCUGUAUUAUUCAGUUCUGGAUUUUCUGCUUUCAACAUUUUCUGCUUUCAACAUCAAUAGAGCAAAAACUAGUUUGUGGCUAUAUGCAGCGAGUAUUACCACUGGCCAUGUAGAAAUAGCAGGCUGGUAACAUCCUGAUGAAUUGUGUAGGCAAAGGCCAUAAGCCAGGGAGAUACCAGCCAAGGACACUGUUCUCAAUCUUAGGUUCCUGGGUGAAAGGGUGGUAGCCACAAACCUUUAAAAGAAAAAGCCGUUUGCUCAGAGGUAGUUCUGUUUUUUUGCUGAACUCUGCUGAGAUGACAGUGACCUGUGUGCCUGCUGCCUCAGACGUUUUUUUGAAAGCACUUUCUGCUGAGGCCAUUGUUAUAAGCUGGGUGCUCUUUGUAUGAAUUAUUUUGCAUCUUUAUGUUCUUUGAAGCCAUUUUAACAGCAUAAUAUUUUGUAGAUAAAACAGUGACACCCUCAGUGGGUCAGAGUGAGAAGAGAUAAUGUGCUACUGGGUGUAGGAGAAAUGCCAGACAUGUCGCUGCUGCAGAUGACAGGUGAUCUCAUUUGGUUCCAGUUCAAAAGAUAAUGUUUCACUUUAAAGUCUAAGGUGUGAGACUUUCCAUCCAGGAGCUCGUGCCAUGUGUCAGAGCUCAUAUCAUGUGUCAGAGUUCUUUCAGAGGUCCGGCCAUCCACCAUCACCUCCUUCAGAGAUCCUGCCAUCCACUGUCAUCUCUUUUAGAGGUCGUGUCAUCCUCUGCAAUCUCUUUUGAAGUUUCAUCCAUUCUUCUUCAAGUCCCUUCAUCUACUAUCUCUGUUAGCCCUAUCCACAGUUGUGUCUCACAGAGGUCCUGACAUCAACGGUUUUCUUCAUCAGACACCUUGCCCAGUUCGCUCUAGAGUCUAGACUAUGUUUAAUAAUAAUAAACUUUUAUAACCCACUUUUCUUCACACAAAGGCGAGCUUAGUGCGAUAUGGUUGAGUCACAGCCCACAACAAACAAGUCAGAAAGAUGAGGGCAAACAACAAUACAUUAUGUGGCGAUGUUCUGAAUAAAUCUCAACUUCUUCUUGUUUUAACCCUAUUUUAUUGCCUCAAUCUUCUUCGCUAUAUUUCCGUUCCCCAUCCACCACCACCCUCUCUCUCCGUGUACCUCUUGAGCUUCUUAGCCCUAGUCCUCCAACUUCUCUCUCGCUGGGAGGCUGCUGUUUGUCUAGUUCAGGCUUCUCUGUAAGACAUAAAUGUGUGAUAAACCAACUUCUCAAUUGUGAUAUUUGAUUGUUUGCGAUGAAACGACUACGUGUCAACGGACAGUCGCCAGUCCUUCACCAGGAGUAAAUGGAGCUUAUAGGUAUUCGCAGACCGCGGGCUGUCACCGGCGUUACUUAAUUCAUCUUCGUGCAAAUGCACGUGCAUCAACAAAAAUAUUCACAUUUUAAGCUUGUUUGAAUGUUUCUGUGAACACAAUCGUGUUCUGAAGUUUAGGCUCCAAGUUUAUCGUCGUUGUGGAGCGGAAGCAUCUGUUUUUCGCAGACAUGUUACAUAUAUGCUGUACGUUACUGAUUCCUGUUACUCACCGGUAUUGUCAGUUCAACUCAGCCAUGUCUAUACCUGCUGUAUUGUGAACAUUUGCAAAGGAGUAAUUAAAUUUCGUCAGAAAUAA